Molecule: messenger RNA, 864 nt
Organism: Triticum urartu
Lineage: Eukaryota; Viridiplantae; Streptophyta; Magnoliopsida; Poales; Poaceae
Source: RefSeq, a predicted model, not a curated record
AUGGGAAACACCAUCGGUUCUGCGUCUUCUUCGGUGAAGCAGGAUGUGCCCGAGACGUGGUCAACGAGUUUUACGGAGGGCGACACCGCGGCGCACAAUUUUGAGGUGACGGGCUUCUCGCUGCUAGACGGCAUGGGCGCCGCAACCUUUGUCUCGUCGAGCACAUUCUUCGUCGGCGGCUGCGAGUGGGACAUCACGUUCUACCCCGACGGGUGGAAGGCGGGCGGUGGCGCCCACGCCUCCGCUUAUCUGCGUCUAUGCAAUGGAGAACUAGGGUUGCAGACCAACUACACCCUGAGUUUAUUGGGCAAGGAUGGCCAAGUGUUUGUGCAACGGAGCAUAGAACAUACCUUCCAGUCCGCAGGUAUUUUUUGGGGCUUCGAGCACUUUGUCCAGAAGUCCAAGCUGCGACGGCUGCUAUCCGACAACGAGGACUGUGUAACGAUCAGGUGUGUUUUGACUGUCAUGAGGAAGCAUGACACUUUGGCCAUCCCGGCCCCGCCGUCAAAUCUGCAAGAGGAUUUUGCAAGGAUGUUGAAGGACGAGGAAGGCGCGGAUGUAACGUUCAUCGUGGGUGACAAAUCGUUCCGUGCUCAUAGACACGUGCUGGCGGCACGAUCACCGGCCUUCAGGGCAGAGCUUUUGGACCCGACAAAGGAGGACCCUACAAAACCCGUCAAGGUUGAUGACAUGGACCCCGUCAUCUUUGAGGCGCUUUCUUUAUUUCAUGUACACGGAUACGCCUCCCACAUGGUUGUGAUCUUGAGAAAAAACGCGACGCUGCAACAUUUGUUUGUUGUCGGAGUUCGAUAUGGCCUGGACAGGCUAGCGGCGAUGUGCAGGGAAACUAUGCCAAAAACAUAA